CAACGAGCAUCUAACGAAGCAAGCAAGAGAAACAGAGAGUGAGGAGAGGGUCGAGCGGAGCAUGGAGCUCGCCUUGGGGGCCAUGGCCGGCCUGGCCCCCAAGCUGGGCGACCUGCUCGUGGCCGAGUACGUCGUGCAGAAGGGCCUCAAGCCCGACAUCGUGUCCCUCUCCGAUGAGCUUGUGAUGAUGCACGCCGCCCUCGUCGAUGCGUCUCGGAUCCCACCGGACCAGCUCACUGAGGUACAAAAGCUCUGGGCACGAAAGCUCCGGGAGCUAUCGCUCGACACGGAGGAUGCCGUCGACGACUUCGUCCUGCGCGUGGCCUGCGGCAACUCUGCAGCCGCGGACACCGACGCCAAUGUCUUCAAGAAGAUCCUUGGCAAGGCCACCGCCCCGAUGAAGAAGUUCAAGGAUCGGCGCCAGAUCUCCGACAGGGUCAAAGACAUCAAGAAGCUCUCCAACGAGUUAGCUGAGCUUCGUGACAAGUACACAGUUAGAGGCCCGGGAGCUGAUCUUGCCGCGAGCACUGGCAUCGACCCCCGUGUCAUCAAUCUGUACAAGAAAGAGUCAGAUCUCGUUGGCAUCGAGGAGUCAAGGGACAAACUAAUCAGGAUGUUGUCAAUAGGGACCAAAGAUGAUGAUGCCAUCCAGAGGCUAAAGAUAGUGUCUGUUGUUGGGGUAGGAGGACUGGGUAAGACUACUCUAGCCAAAACGGUGCAUGACAUGCUUAAGAAACAAUUCAGCUGUUCUGCUUUUAUUUCUGUUGGUAGGACUCCUAAUCUGAAUAGGACAUUUGAGAAGAUGCUAGUGGAACUCGAUCAUCAAAAGUAUAGCCAAGUCGACAUGGCAAGAUGGGAUGCAGAGCAAUUCUCGAAUGAACUGCAUAAAUUCUUGGAGGACAAGAGGUAUUUCGUCGUUGUUGAUGACAUAUGGGAUAAAGGAUCAUGGGAAGCAAUAAGAUAUGCUUUGAAGGACAAUAGUUGUGGAAGUAGAAUAAUCAUGACUACUCGGAAUUCUGAGGUUGUCACCAAAGCAGAAGAGCUGUAUCUACAAAAACAUCUUUCUGAUGAAAACUCAAAGAAAUUAUUCUACAAAAGAAUACAGUGUGAGGAAGGAGAAAGUCUUGAUGUAUCAGGUGAAUUGUCUAGAAAAAUCAUAAAUAAAUGCUGCGGCAUACCAUUGGCUAUCAUUGCAAUAGCCAGUUUAUUGGUUGAAAGACCACGUGAGGAGUGGUCAAAGAUAUAUGACUCAAUUGGUUUUGGGAAUGGAGACAAUACAACAAGGAUACUGGCAUAUAGCUACUAUGAUCUACCUUCUUAUCUAAAGCCAUGUCUCCUGCAUCUAAGCAUAUUUGGAGAAGACUACGUCCUUGAGACAAAGAGUAUAAUAUGGAUGUGGAUAGGUGAAGGUUUUGUCCAUCUUGAGAAAGAGGAGGGUAGCCUAUUUGAGGCUGGAGAAAGAUACUUCAAUGAGCUUGUCAAUAGAAGCAUGAUCCAACCAAUGGGUUACUCAGAUAAUCCGUUAGCACAACAUUUCCGUAUUCAUGAUAUUGUGUUUGAUCUCAUCAACAAGUUGUCGAGAGAUGAAAACUUUGUUACGUUUUUGGGCAGCAAGGAGCAACAUGCAUCUCCAGAUAGAUUAAGAAGAGAGAAGAAAACCAGCAUGCCUCAUUCGGACAGCAAGGUACGCCGGCUGGCUGUCCGAGAUCACCACGUGCAGCGCUUCCCUGAAGACACCAUGGACAUGCCAAAGGUAUUGAGGUCACUAAACAUUAUGUAUAGUGAGAUUGAGAUUAUGACCCCACUUUAUAUCUUCAGAUUUUGUCGUGUGCUAUAUAUACAAGACAGCUAUAAUAACCGGCCGAUCAGUCUAAAGCAUCUAGGGAGGUUGUUGCACCUUAAGUAUAUAGAGAUAACUAACACACUUGUUGAUGAGCUUCCUAAGGAUAUUGGGCGUCUCAAGUCUCUCCAUACACUGAUAUUAGUGAAAAUAGGGGUAGACGAGCUGCCACCGGCUGUUUGUUCUCUUACACAGCUGAUGUGCCUGGCAGCUAUUGCGUUUAGAAGGUUGCCAUCUGACAGGAUGGGGAACCUAACAUCCCUACAGCAGCUGGAGUUGGAUACCGUAGUUGGCCGGAGUGCCGCGAAGGACCUUGUCGUAGAGCUACGCAAGCUGACGAGAUUGAGGACGAUCGCGAUCACUUUCUCCGAAGAACUAGAGGAGACCUUGCAAAAAGCUCUGGUGCAGUCUCUGUGCAAUCUACCGGAACUCCACGGACUACUGCUUAGAUCUUCUCCAGGACUAUUCCAAAAGGGAGCCACUGUGUGGGAAGACUGGGAGCCACCAAUGCAGAUCCGACGCCUGCUUAUAGUAGGCAUCCGCUUCUUGCAGCUGCCUGGGUGGAUCAACCGCUCCCGCCUGCCACACCUCUGCUUCUUAUCUCAAGCCGUGUACGUUGUUGGAGUACAUGACCUAGAUAACCUAGCGAGAUUGCCAGAGCUGAGCUACCUCGAGCUAGGCAGUGCCAGCUGGCCUCCAGGUUAUACCGUUGGUACAGACGGCUUCAGGAAUCUGAGGGUCUGCGCUGUGGGCACAACGCUCAAGUUUCAGAUGGGCGCCAUGCCAAGGCUUGAAGAGCUGCAGUUUACAGUUUAUGCAGGGUAUUGGAGCUGGGUAGACGAUGGUGUGCUGUUGGAGCAGUUGCCAACAAAGGAAGGAAUCGAAGAUCUUGACUUGGGUCUGGAUAACCUCCUUUCACUUGAGCAAGUCACCGUCACAGUCGACUGCUCGGGUGCUACUGCCGCAGAAGUGCAGGAAGUGGAGGCUAUGGUCACGUGUGCUGUGGAAAAUCAUCCCAACCGUCCAACCGUAAAAAUGGAUCGAGUAUGUGAAGGAAGUAUCUUAUCUGAUGAAGACAAGGUGGCUCUACUUCAGCGACACAUUGAAGAACGUGUCAGUGUGCUCGAGUGCAAGGAUGAACCUGAUGCUCAGUUCAUCAGCUUCCUGCGGAGGCGCCGACGUCUUCAGAAAGCCAUUUUUUCCAUCGACUGUGCGGGUGCCAGCAUGUGUGAGGUGGAGAAAGUGGAAGCAGCUCUCAGACGUGCAGCCGAGGUUCAUCGUAACCAUCCGACUAUCCAACUGAUCAGAACAAACACCGAUGAAAUAGUCUCCUCAUCUGACCGUCCCGAUACAGAGCUGGACGACGAUCAUGAUGAUUCACCAGAAAAUUUGCUUUGCAAACUCCAGAUCAAGCAUUGAUAGCUCUGUGCACCCCUUCGAACCCAGAAGGUAAAUGUGAGUUGUUGUACUGAAGAGACAAGUCCCAUUCAGCAAGAUGAUUCCAAGCAUUUGCAGGGCUUGUUAGAUUUGUGUGGUCCUUAGUUUAAAAUCACAUUGAAGAGACAGAUGAACCACAGAUGAUGCAAUUUAUGUGUGAUCUAUAUUUGUCUCAAUUUUAAUAAGAUAGGCCAUAUAUUUCCUAGAGAGUGAUAUUGAUUGAUUUUGUGUGUGAAGCGUAUUUUUAGUGACAUGGGUCAUGUAUUUCCUUGGAAACGUCCAUGAGAGUUUGUAUGUGAGCUAUAUUUUUAAAUUUUCUUUUCUAAGAUGGAUUGUGUUUUUUUUAAGACAAGGAUGAUAUAAUUUCCUUGAAAAUAAUCAUGAGGGCAUUUGAACUCUA
Molecule: messenger RNA, 3677 nt
Organism: Panicum virgatum (switchgrass)
Lineage: Eukaryota; Viridiplantae; Streptophyta; Magnoliopsida; Poales; Poaceae
Product: disease resistance protein Pik-2-like
Exons: 5
Coding region: 62-3259 (1065 amino acids)
Biological process (GO): defense response to other organism
Molecular function (GO): ADP binding
Source: RefSeq, a predicted model, not a curated record